Messenger RNA from Racocetra persica, 1212 nucleotides. The record is from the annotation of a GenBank genome assembly. NCBI's taxonomy places the organism in Eukaryota, Fungi, Glomeromycota, Glomeromycetes, Diversisporales, Gigasporaceae.
AUGAAUAAGUACAAUGGUAAACCGUUGGCAGUUUUGAAAGAAGAAAUUGAAAAGGAGUAUACUAAAACGCGCGAAGAAUUUUAUGAGGCAAGACAGUUAGAAAAUAAGGCACUUGUGCGUGAAAGCAGCACAAAAGUACAAGCUUUACUGCUUCAGUGCGAUAAAAGUGUCAAGGAAAUUCGUGCUAAUUUUAGGGGAGAUCCAUAUCCUUCUUUUGAAAAUUUGCCAGUAACGAAAGUAAAAAGCAACACUAAUAAUGCAAGUCACUCAAAAGCUCCAGCGAAAGGAAGGCCGCCUUCGCUUAAGAUUGAUUUAAAUGUUCAGGAUUACUUAUCAACUACUCAUCGUAAAAAGCGUUCGGAUAAACGUCUGGCUAUAAGCAUUCCAAUUCAAAGUGAAAUUCCGAAAUAUGCAUUAUGGACUCCAAUUACAAGAAGUUCAAAGACAGAAGAUGAUCCUGUAUUGAGACAUCUCUACUAUUUUGGAGAAGACAGUGAAGACGAUGAUGACGUUGAUUAUUUUGAUGUUUAUGAAGAAAGCAUAGUAGGCAAAAAUGCAUAUGAUCUGGAAGGAGAGCAAAUUGCUAUAAAGACCAUGCAUUACAUUUUCAGGCAGAAUCAUAUUCCAAUAGCACUUAUAGAAAAAUCUAUAGCUAAAUUAGAAGGUCCAAAAUCGAGCAAAACAUCUACUGCACCUUUAACGACCUCAAGGAUUGCACGAUUGCCGGUAAUAGAAAACAGGGCUAGUCCUGCCGAUAACAACGAUGAGAAUAUGGAUGUUUCAUUUAUUGAGGUUACUCUUAAAGUGCUUGCAAAAUUUCUGAAAGGAAAAGAUAUCAAGAAGAUGAAGUACUUUGAAAUAUCUCUUCUGUUAAGUCUUCAAAUCAGGUCAGGUGGUCCCAUAAUUUCGGAUAUGUUGAUGCAUUCUUAUUCGAGUCUUUGGUGUCGUAGAUGUUACGUGUAUGAUUGUAAACUUCAUGGCACCGAUUUUAGACCAUCUGGAAACAAAAAACGCCCACGUCCUCCUAUCAGUAAAACCAAACCAUGUGGAUCGAAUUGCUAUCUUCAUUUCAAAGAAGACAGUCAAGAUGCAUAUACGGCAGACAGUUGGGAUGAUGUUGAAAUUGCACUAUUUGAGAAGGCCGGAUAUCUUAUGGGGAUUAAGAAUUAUUGCAGUGUAGCAACAAUAGUGAUGACUAAAACUUGUGAACAG